CACGAAUACGCGAGACUACGCUUUCUGGUAUUGUAAAGUUAAUUUUGUAAAGUACUAGCACAUAUGUGAAAUUUGCGUGCCACCCAAGGGGCGCAGAUGCGGUAGUCAUCCAGGAUUGGACGCUCACAUUUUGGAGAAGAAAGAAAUUAAUUGAUUACCACGACAUCAAAAAAUACAUAGUCUAAUAUACAUCCCAUUGUAAGCAGGGUUGAACAGAUAAGAUAAACCUAGACUCAGAUACCCUCCCGACACAUCAAUCAACUCAAAGGCACACAUCCAUUCCCAUCCCAAAUUGAAAAUUUCCGCUCGACUACUCUGAGCUCCGCGGCACAGCUAUCUUUUCCUGUCCGGCGGAUUCCAAUUCUGCAGCAGCCUUCAAUUCUAGUUCCCUUUGUUCCUGCUCAAAUUUCUCCUUCAUUGCCUUUGACCGCAUCACUUUCCACCGCAGAUUCCACCCGAAAACACCCAAUUCCUUUAUCCUAGCCGGUUUAUCGCCUAAGAGGUACUGGUCCAAGCCCCCCACCUUCUUAAUUGUUCUCAGCACGCGAUGCUGGACUUUGAGCUUUAAAGUCUUCCCUAGGGCUUCGCUAUAGAGUUCUUCGUGGCGAAUGUUGGGUUUCCAUGUCCGUCUUGUCUUUCCCUUAUUUCGGCCCUUGGAGAUUUUGUUUCCGAAUUGGAUUCUAGAGCCGCCGUAGAGACCUGUGUUUGAUUGUUUGUAGAAUCGGGCGGGGCCGUAGGGAUAUUCUGGAAUUGACUUGGGUGGGUUUGUAGCAACAUAUAGGGAGCGAGUUGGUGUCCAGAAGAGAUUGCGGAAUGCUUGGAGGAAGGAUGAAGGGCGGGAGGCGGAGAGAGCGAAUGGUUUGGUCGUGUGGAGAGACAUUGUCGCGACCAUGCUGUGCUAAAGCCCAAGCAUGGCAGUGGAGUGGGAGAACUGACUGGAUGUGCGGCUACACUCCCACGAACCGGAUAAGGUCUAGGAGGUCAACGGCUGUAGGCAAAGAGUAUUGCUAUGGGUGAGAUCGAUUGACAACGGUCUGUCGGCAUUGAAUAUUCAGGACUGAAUGAUGGUUGCUUUGGAGCGACUUUUGCAACUUUCGGCGCUAGGGUUCAUUCGGACUAGCGUCAUUCUACAGUUUUGUUUAGCUAAGCCAGACUAACUUAGUUAAUCGAUUGCUCCAGGCCGCAAAACCAUCCAGAAGCAAAUAGCGCGAGGAAGCUUCAAAUAACUGUCGUCUUUAUUUGCAACUCUGACCACGGACUAUCCACGACCCUUUUAAUUUUGUGAUUGCCAAUUAUUCUCAACCUUGUGAUUGCUCCUAACCAUCAGCUCAUCUGCGCUCAGCAGAGACCUCUACCACCAUGGUUCAGAUCAGUGAGGUCAAAGGAAAUUCGCGCGAGAACAGAACGGCAGCGCACACCCAUAUAAAAGGCUUAGGAUUACGGCCCGAUGGCACUGCUGAACCUACUAGUGCUGGUUUUGUUGGACAGGCUGCCGCGAGAGAGGCUUGUGGUGUAGUGGUCGAUAUGAUAAGAGCGAAGAAAAUAGCAGGGCGAGCAGUCCUGCUUGCGGGCGGGCCGGGAACCGGUAAAACCGCCCUGGCGCUGGCUGUGUCGCAAGAAUUGGGCACCAAAGUACCUUUUUGUCCCAUCGUGGGAAGUGAAGUUUUCUCAGCGGAGGUCAAGAAGACCGAAGCUCUCAUGGAGAACUUUCGAAGGGCAAUCGGACUACGGGUACGCGAGACAAAGGAGGUAUACGAAGGAGAAGUAACAGAACUUACUCCAGAGGAAGCAGAAAACCCAUUGGGAGGCUACGGAAGGACGAUAAGCCAUCUAAUAAUCGGACUCAAAUCUUACAGAGGGACGAAAAAGCUGCGACUCGACCCUAGCAUCUACGAAGCGAUCCAGAAAGAAAGAGUAGCGGUUGGCGACGUCAUAUACAUCGAAGCUAACACUGGCGCGUGCAAGCGUGUUGGACGAUCUGACGCCUAUGCCACCGAGUUUGAUCUAGAGGCUGAGGAAUACGUGCCUGUCCCGAAGGGCGACGUCCACAAGAAGAAGGAGAUCGUACAAGACGUCACGCUCCAUGACUUGGAUAUUGCCAAUGCCAGACCCCAAGGUGGGCAAGAUGUGAUGAGCAUGAUGGGUCAGCUCAUGAAACCCAAGAAGACGGAAAUCACAGACAAACUGCGUCAGGAAAUCAACAAGGUUGUAAACCGAUAUAUUGACCAAGGGGUUGCCGAAUUGGUUCCUGGCGUUUUAUUCAUCGAUGAAGUCCACAUGCUUGACAUAGAAUGCUUCACCUACCUGAACCGCGCCCUCGAAUCCUCCAUCUCACCCAUUGUAAUCCUAGCCUCGAACCGCGGCAACACCGUCGUACGCGGCACAGGCGACAUUGUCGCCGCCCACGGAAUCCCACCAGACCUCCUCGCCCGCCUCCUCAUAAUCCCCACCCACGCCUAUAACCCCGAAGAAAUAAAAACCAUCGUGCGCCUGCGGGCCAAGACAGAGGGCUUGACCAUUAGUGAGCCGGCGCUGGAAAGAGUCGCGGCGCACGGAAGUAAGGUGAGUUUGCGUUAUGCUUUGCAGCUGCUGACGCCGGCGAGCAUCCUGGCGCGGGUAAGUGGGAGGGCUAGCGGGAUUGAGGAAGCGGAUAUUGCGGAGUGUGAGGAUCUGUUUAUUGAUGCGAGGAGAAGUGCGGGGAUUGUUUCGGGUGGGGGUGCUGCUGGGUUUAUUUCGUGAUUUUUCGAUUUUAUUUUUUAUACUAAUAUGAUGUGAUGUGAUAUCUUAUUUGCUUUUCGAUGUUGUACCGACAAGUUUGUUUUAGCCUACAAUUCUUUUUAACUUGGACAAGGCUGAGAAUUUUCUCCCCUUUCUUUGUCCCAUAAUAAGUUCUUUUAUAUAUUUUAUUCCAUAAUUAUGCGAGGGUGGUGGGAAAGUAAAAGAAGGGAUUCUAGAUGGUCAAAAUAAAACAUAAUAAAUCUAAUACACGAAGACCAAGCCUUCUCAAGGAAAUUACUUCGGAA
Messenger RNA from Blastomyces gilchristii SLH14081, 3023 nucleotides. RefSeq names its product RuvB-like helicase 1. Gene Ontology annotation, molecular function: ATP hydrolysis activity; ATP binding; DNA helicase activity. The record is from RefSeq and is a predicted model, not a curated record. Bases 1360 to 2739 code for a protein of 459 amino acids. Lineage: Eukaryota; Fungi; Ascomycota; Eurotiomycetes; Onygenales; Ajellomycetaceae. The transcript is spliced from 5 exons. Gene Ontology annotation, biological process: chromatin remodeling; box C/D snoRNP assembly; regulation of transcription by RNA polymerase II. Gene Ontology annotation, cellular component: Ino80 complex; R2TP complex; NuA4 histone acetyltransferase complex.